Messenger RNA from Hypomesus transpacificus, 3047 nucleotides. It is a transcript of the gene fsd1l, whose product is annotated as fibronectin type III and SPRY domain containing 1-like. Gene Ontology annotation, molecular function: protein binding. The transcript has 14 exons. The record is from RefSeq and is a predicted model, not a curated record. Lineage: Eukaryota; Metazoa; Chordata; Actinopteri; Osmeriformes; Osmeridae. Bases 142 to 1665 code for a protein of 507 amino acids.
ACACUUCUGAGGGGCACAGGGAAGAACCAUUGCGCAUGUUUGUUAUGCUCCGCUAUCCGUUGUGGUAAUCGUCUUCCUCUGUGGGGAAACUUGGCCUGCCUAUGAAUUGGAUUUGAUUACAUUUGUGUUUCUGUCCUCGGUAUGGACUCUCAAAAAGAGGCCCUACAAAGGAUAAUCACCACAUUGGCAAAUAAAAAUGAGGAGCUCCACCAUUUCAUGGAAACAUUAAAUCACUCCCUGGCUGGUCUCCAGGUCAAUUCCAACCAAGUGGUGUCGGACCUCGAAGAGGAAUUUGACACACUAUUCGCCAUCCUGGAUGAGAUGAAAGAGAGCAUGACCAACACCAUAAAACAGGAAGCGGCCAGGAAGUCACAUGAACUCCAGAAUCAACUCUCGCAGAGCACCGGCGCCCUGGAGAGCGCCGAGGAGUUGCUGGAGUUUGCCAACAACGCCCUGCAUAUCAAAGACGAGGAGGAGUUUGCCAAGGCUGCCAAGCAGAUCAAAGAUAGGGUGACCAUGGCCCCUGCCUUCCGCCUGACCAUGAAGCCCAAGGCCACAGACAGCAUGACCCACCUGAUGGUUGACUUCUCCCAGGAGAGGCUGUUUCUCCAGGACCUCCAAUUUCUGCCCGUCCCUCGGGCUCCAGAAUUGGACGGCCAGGACUGCCAGGUGUCAGACAACACCGUCACGGUGGCCUGGAGAAUGCCGGUGGAGGACAGCAAGAUCGACCACUUCAUCCUGGAGUACCGGAAGACCAGCCACGAGGGGCUUCCCCGAGUCAAAGACGAGCACAGCUGGGAGGUGGUGGACAACAUCAAGUCCACAGAGUACACCCUGCCAGAUUUGAAGUUCGACUCCAAGUACAUGAACUUCCGGGUACGAGCUUGUAACAAGGCAGCCGCAGGGGAGUACUCUGAUCCCGUCACUUUAGAAACCAAAGCUUUCAACUUCGGUUUUGAUUCCUCCUCAUCCCACCUGAACUUGAAGGUGGAGGACGGGAGUGUGGAGUGGGACCCCCAGGGAGGGAAGGGCCUGGAGAGCAAGGUCAAGGGCAAGGAGAACAAGGGCAGUGCACAUCUUACCAAUCUGAAGAACAUGUCAAGAAGUGGAACUCCGUCUCCCAAGAGAGCGUCAGCGACCCGUUCUCCGGCCAUGAGGGGCGGCAGAGAUCGCUUCACAGGAGAGUCCUACACUGUGUUGGGUGACACCGGCAUGGAUUGCGGUCAGCACUACUGGGAAGUCAAGGCCCUCAAGGACUGCAAGUCCUAUAGCGUGGGCCUGGCGUACAGGAACCUGGGCAAGUUCGACCAGCUGGGGAAGACCAACACCACGUGGUGCCUCCAUGUGAACAAUUGGCUGCAGACCUCCUUUGCCGCCAAGCACAACAACAAGGCCAAGAGCUUGGAUGUCCCCGUUCCAGAGCGCGUAGGAGUCUACUGUGACAUGGACAGUGGACAACUCUCCUUUUACAAUGCCGAAACGAAACAGUUGGUCCACACUUUUAAGGCUAGGUUUAGUCAACCUGUUGUACCUGCCUUUAUGGUGUGGUGUGGAGGGCUGAGCCUGUCCACUGGCCUACAGGUCCCCAGUGCAAUUAAGAGCCUCCAGAAAACCGAGAAUGGUUUAGGAGGCUCAAACAGCAGCCUCAACAGCAUGCCCCAGUAGCCUACGUUCAUCGACGAACUCGCUUCCUGCUUCUCCCCCACCCCCCCGUGCAAGUACCGACCUUCGCCGGUCUGCCUACCACGACCGCGGCUCAGCGUGACGCAGGGGACACUCCACCGUGUGAGGCCACUGAACCGUGGAUCCCGAAGGAAAACGAGACUCCAGCUCUUAGAGGAACGAGCACCCCCUUUCAAUGUCAUAUCAGGAAUGCUAGUUGCUUUAUCAGGGAUAAUAUAAGUAGAUGAGUGCGCUUUUCCUUCCUUGUUUUAGUUUGAAUGCCGACUUUUGUAUCUGUCUCUGGAGUGGGUGUGUUUUGCCAUGAAACACUAUGUAAAUUACCAGCUGGCAAUUGUAUAAACGUGUGUGUGUGAGUGCGUGUGCGCGCCUUUUUAUGUAUAUUGCCGCCGUAUGUGUAUGACUAGCGUGAAUGGCUCAUACUUCCCCCUCUAAUUGAAGGAUCUUGUUCAAACGUUCUAUUUCAGUGUGCUACUGAACGUACGUUUUUGGAGCAAAACUGCAGGUUUACGCUGAAGUAGGCUUACUUAAAUAACGGGAGGACUUUUGCACAGUGUACUGUAUGAUAUCUAGUGCUGCUUUUGAUGCACCCCUUUCUUAUAGUUUUUCACAUGUUCUGCCUCUAACACUGCAUGUUAGACUAGGCUAGGACUGACGAAUCAUGUGACCCUGGAUGUCUGACCCAUUUGAUCUGUGAUUAUUCAAUAUUGUGUUAUCUUAUUCAUGUCUGCUCUUGAGGUUAUGCCCUUAAACCAUUAAUAUAUCUCAAUAUAUUAGGAACUGGUACAGCUUUACACAGCUAACUGUGGUGACAAUAAUCUGUUUGAAAGAAAUGUCAUUAAAAACCACCAAAGAUUUUCCUUUUGUUAUGAUAUAUAUUUUUAAAACAAGGGAAAUACUGUGUAUAUUCUGCCACCUGCUGUCCAGAUGAUACGUUUGCAAAAGUAUGGAAUGCAAAUGGUCAUGCUUAUUUUUCGCUUCAAGGUUUUAAUGCCUGAUUUAGUCAUACAAUUUAAUUUCAAUAGUUUUAUUUGGUAUGUCACUUCCGUAUGUUCACAAUAGUCUGUUUGUCAUUAAACUUUAGUUAAGUAAGUACCAAGCAAUACGGGUGUAUCUAAUUUACCUUAAAUGUGGGCUUAACUCUCUUUUCUUCUUUUUUCCAUUUUCUACCGUUUUCAUGCUGCUGUAACCUGUGUUGGGCCAUUAAGAAAAUGUCUAUGUCCUUUUGUCGAUAUGGGCCAAUCUCUUGUUCAUAAAUCCUUUUUUGUGAGAUUCUUCCUCUGCGUGACUUCUCAUAAUAUGAUACAUAUUGUGUAUUAUAUUAUAAACAUUAUGUUCUGACCAGUGAAAAUAAACCUGUUCAUCCA